Molecule: messenger RNA, 834 nt
Organism: Laccaria bicolor S238N-H82
Lineage: Eukaryota; Fungi; Basidiomycota; Agaricomycetes; Agaricales; Hydnangiaceae
Product: dienelactone hydrolase endo-1,3,1,4-beta-D-glucanase
Exons: 6
Coding region: 1-834 (277 amino acids)
Molecular function (GO): hydrolase activity
Source: RefSeq, a predicted model, not a curated record
AUGUCCUGUCCCAGAUGUAUACAGGGCUUCAUCCUACCCGGUGAGCCUACCGGUACCUUCCAACCCGACUUCCACAACGCCUACCUCGCGCCAGCGCCGAAUGGGAAGCCUUCAAAGCGCGCCGUAUUUCUCUUCACGGAUAUCUUUGGGUUGCCGCUACAGAAUCCCAUGAUAAUGGCGGACACUAUUGCGAAGGAGCUGGGGUGCGAUGUUUGGGUGCCCGACUACUUCAAGGGCAAGCCCCCCAUGCCCCUUACCACAAUGAUUCCUGAUCGUGCUGGGGUCAAAGCAUCGCUGUGGGACUGGGUCAAGUUCGUCGGGGUCUUGCUUCGAAACCUUCCUGCGCUUAUCAAUUCACGGCCUGCCGUGGUCGACAAGCGUCUCGCUUCUUUAUUCGCGCUUUUAAAAGAGAAGAAAACAUAUGAAAAAAUAGGUGCUGUUGGGUACUGCUUCGGUGGAACGACCGCCGCACGCUUGGGCAGCACCAAAUAUUUAAACAGCAUCGUGAUCGUCCAUCCGGGGCCUAUAAGCGACAGCGUCCUCAAGUCUAUUUCAAUACCUACGGCAUGGGCCUGUGCAGAAGAGGAUACAUUCUGGCCUGAAUCGGAACGCAAUAAAGCAGAAGCAGUGUUCGCAGCAAGGAAGGAUACUGACAAAUUCGUGGAUUACGAGUUCAAGGUCUACAAAGGAACGGCUCAUGGCUUUGCUUCCCGGCCUAAUCUGGAGCUCCCAGAAAUAAAGGCUGCUCAUGAGCAGGCUUUGGAGCAGGCUAUUGCCUGGUUCCAGAAGACGCUGACUGUAUCGGAGCCUGUUAAAGAAACUACGGAGGGUUAA